Helianthus annuus (common sunflower) is the source of this 2626-nucleotide messenger RNA. RefSeq names its product G-type lectin S-receptor-like serine/threonine-protein kinase At4g27290. The record is from RefSeq and is a predicted model, not a curated record. Lineage: Eukaryota; Viridiplantae; Streptophyta; Magnoliopsida; Asterales; Asteraceae. Gene Ontology annotation, biological process: protein phosphorylation; recognition of pollen. Gene Ontology annotation, molecular function: ATP binding; protein serine/threonine kinase activity. Bases 60 to 2393 code for a protein of 777 amino acids. The transcript has 8 exons.
UUCUAGGAAUCAGAUGUUACUUAUUUAACAUUGUGAAAGGCUGGCUCACUGAUACGUUAAUGGAGGAAAGAAGAAUGACCAACACCAUGUUGAUCUUUGUCUUCCUUGUUGUACUAUAUGCGUCAAUACCUCGUACCCAUGCUGCAGACACCAUAUCUACAAACCAAAUCCUUAGAUAUAACGAAACCAUCACUUCGCCACAAGAAACCUUCGAACUUGGUUUCUUUAGCCCCCCUAACUCCAAAAACCACUAUGUUGGAAUUUGGUACAAAAAAAUAUCGACCGGAACCGUUGUGUGGGUAGCCAACCGCAACACACCACUUACACAUACCUCGGUCGAGCUAACUCUCACCCUCCACGGAGUUUUAGUUAUCCGGGAAGCCACCACGGGUAAUGUUAUAUGGUCGUCAGCGAUCUCAUCAACGAAGUCAGUGUUUAAUCCGAUUGGUCAGCUUCUAGAUACGGGCAACUUUGUAAUUUACAAUGAAGGUGACAAAACCAAUCAAGAAGAUCCCAUAUGGCAAGGUUUCGACUUUAUGACAGACACUUUACUUCCCGGAAUGAAGCAGGGCAGGGAUUUUGUUACCGGGGUUGAAAGAUACUACACGUCUUGGAGAUCAAAAGAAGAUCCUGCUUCGGGUGAGUUUUCUACAUCCAUUGAUACGAGAGGGUACCCUCAGCCAAUACGAACUCAAGGCCAGAAAAUAACCUAUCGGGUUGGUCCAUGGAACGAGCUCAGGUUUAGUGGAGCUCCUCAUUUGAGGCCGAACCCGAUUUACAGUUUCACCUUUGUUAUUAACGAAAGAGAAAUUUAUUACCAAUAUAAUCUUAUAAAUACUUCGGUUUUUACCAGGAUGGUGUUACAACCAAAUGGUAAUAUAGAGCGCCUGUUAUGGAUUGAUAGCAAACAGGAAUGGAACCUUUAUCUAACCCCAGAAAUUGAUCAUUGUGAUCGAUAUGCAAUGUGCGGGCCAUAUUCGAGCUGCAACAUUGGCAAGUCCCCGGUUUGUGAAUGUUUGAAGGGGUUUGAACCCACAUCUCCUGAUCAGUGGAGUUUUGUAGAUUGGUCACAAGGGUGUCGACAUACAAUCGCUUUGGAUUGUGAACCUGGGGAGGGGUUCAAUAAAUACUCAAAUCUGAAGUUACCCGACACUCAGAGAUCAUGGUAUAACCUGACGAUGACCCUUGUAGAGUGUGAGAAGAUGUGUAAAAGCAAUUGUUCGUGUACUGCUUACACAAAUACGAAUGUCUCAGGCUCUGGGAGUGGUUGUUUGCUAUGGUUCGGUGGCCUAAUUGACAUCAGAACGUUUGCUGAAAAUACUGGGGACACUAUUUAUAUAAGAAUGCCAGCUUCUCAGCUAGACUUAACAGAUAACAGUAAAAGCUCAGGUGCAGGAAGAAGAAUACGAGUUAUAGUCCCCAUAGCAUUUGUAGCUUUGGUCAUACUAGUUUCGAUAUGCUUAUUUUAUCAUUGCAAGAGGAAGAAGCAACAGCAACAAGUGACUCCCAAAAACGAGCCUGGACAUGAACCUGAAAAUAGAAGUGGCGAUGAAGAUCUAGAGCUACCACUAUUUUGCUUGUCUACAUUACUUACAGCUACAAACAAUUUUUCAAUCAAUAACAAACUUGGAGAGGGCGGUUUUGGACCCGUUUACAAGGGUUUACUUGAAGACGAACAAGAAAUAGCAGUGAAACGGUUGGCAAAAACAUCUACUCAAGGACUUCACGAGUUCAAGAAUGAAGUCAUCUUGAUAUCUAAACUACAACAUCGCAAUCUUGUCAAACUCUUGGGUUGCUGCAUAGAGGGAACCGAGAAGAUGUUGAUUUAUGAAUACAUGUCAAACAAAGGCCUUGAUUCCUUUAUAUUUGAUAAAACUCAAAGCGAACUCCUCGAUUGGCCUACACGUUACCACAUUAUCAUUGGAAUUGCUCGUGGACUUCUUUAUCUUCACCAGGAUUCUCGGCUAAGAAUCAUACAUAGAGAUCUUAAAGUCAGCAAUAUUUUGCUUGACACAGAUAUGAACCCGAAGAUAUCAGAUUUUGGCAUGGCUAGGAUUUUUGGAGGAAAUCAGAUAGAGGCAAACACAAACAAAGUGGUUGGAACAUAUGGAUAUAUGGCGCCUGAGUAUGCAGGAGAUGGCAUCUUUUCUAUAAAAUCAGACAUAUAUAGCUUCGGUGUAGUACUAGUACUGUUGGAAAUUGUGUGUGGGGAGAAAAACAGAGGAUUCGUCAACAAAGAUCAUAGCAACAACCUUGUUGGACAUGCAUGGAGACUCCAUAAUGAAGACCAGUCUUUGCAAUUAGUUGCUAAAUGCCUAGGUGAAUCCAUCAAUGUGUCUCAAGUUCAACGAUCAAUCCAUGUUGGUUUGCUGUGUGUUCAAUGUCACCCAUAAGAUAGGCCAACUACGACUUCUGUUAUCCGAAUGUUGGAGAGUGAGGGUCCAUUGCCUUCACCCAAAGAGCCAGGAUUUUAUGUUGGAAAAACUAAGCAAGAUAUUCCGUUUACAAGUUCACAAGAAACGAGUUCAACCAAUGAACUAAGCAUUUCAACAUUGAAUGGUAGAUAAAACGAAAGUUUCAUGUAAUAGAAAAAAUAAGAUCAUAUUAUCAAAAAAAAAAAAAAAAA